AUGACACAAGCAUCUCCAUCGACCCCUAUAGCCGUAAACGGCAUGGGUGGUCAAGCCCUUGGAAAACCCAUCUGGGACAAUGAAGGCGACGAAGACGAGUCGUUCGAGGUCCAAGUCCCAGACUUCCACUUUGACUGGGGAGUGGAAGACCCCUCGUCUGCAUCCAAGAACAACUCCGAGUCCUCGGGUGGCGCGCGCAGCACACACGUAACCCAACACUCGCUGUCAUCGCUGGCCCAGGCGUCCCCCUCCAACGUCUCCUCAUCGUCCUCAAAUCGCUUCCUCACCCGUGUUGCUGAUCACUCGAUCUCGUCCGCAUCAUCGGCUCUCCCCACUCCUCCUCAUACGGGCACAAGUGUCUUGGGAGGUCUGGGACGAAGGACCGAUCAAAUCUCAACCCUGGCCAGCGUAGACGACAUUGACAUGGACCGCCCAGACCGCCCACUCCGCACACUUCCGGGUCGCAGCUUCCAAAGGGUGGUGUCCGCCCCAGUAAGCAGUGCCAAAGCGAUCGAUGAAGGGGUGCAAGUGCCACGCAUCGCGGACGAUGGUUCGAAGGCCACUCUGCGUUCGAAUAUGGUCACGCCUGGUUUAUCUCAGCGAACAUUGGCCACUACUGCCAAUUCGACAGCUCGACGCAUUGCAGGGCUGUCGCGAUUCGGUGGCCCAGCCCGAAGAGGCGUUGCUGCUCCUCAACCCGAGUUUCAGGAGGAGCAGGAGACUGCGGGCGCGGAGUUGGCAGCAUCGCCUGAACGCCAAGACGACGGAACAUUGCAGUCGGCAGCAGAAACACCCAACUCCACUGUCGCAUCGUCCACCAUACGUGGGUACGGUGCUGCUACACCGCCUGCUCGCCCAGAGGCACAAGGUAUGAUCUUUAGGGACGGGCGGCCGGAUUCUCUUCAAUUGGGCCAGUCUCCUCAGCUCCGACCACGAUCACCGGUGGCGAUAAAGUCACCAGUACCUCUGCAGGUCUCAGGGAGGGAGAAUCAGCCACAGGCCUCGACUCACCAGGACCUGAUCCCCAAGAGCUCGGGCACGCCGAAGAGGCGCGACUUCGGGGUUCCGAGUCAUCAACGCGUUGAUCACCCCCGACCAGAUAAACACAUCGUUGAGGCGGAGCUUAGGCAUCCGCUACGCGCUACACGACCGGCUCCGGUUCAGCCACAGCCCACCACAGGGGCCAGAGUCUCGUCUUGGUCCGGGCAACCUUCCCCUCGGGCGGAGGUUCAGCCACUUCCGGCCCCGCAGCCUCUACCGCAGGCCGUGCGACGAUCGUUCGUAGUCAAUCAUGCUCCGUACGAGCGUCUUGGCCUCCUUGGAAAGGGUGGCUCAUCCAAAGUGUACUCAGUGCUCUGCCCAACGAAGCGCGCUGUUUUCGCUUUGAAGCGAGUGUCUCUGGAACACGCCGAUCCUGAAACGUACCAAAGCUAUACCAACGAGAUCGAGCUUCUGCGCCGCCUACGUGGACAUGACCGUAUCAUUCAACUUAUCGACCAUCAAAUUACCUUCAGCGAGGGAAAUCGGCCCAGGACUCUUCUGAUGGUUAUGGAAUGUGGCGAGAUUGAUUUUGCGGCCCUUCUGGAUGAUCAGCGAGGCAAGCCGUUGAAUCUGAACUUCGUCGGCCUCUAUUGGCAGCAAAUGCUGGAGGCAGUUCACGCAGUCCAUGCUGAAAACGUUGUUCACACGGACCUCAAGCCUGCCAACUUUGUUCUCGUGAAGGGCCGUCUGAAGAUCAUCGACUUCGGAAUCGCGAAGGCUAUCGCAAACGACACCGUCAACAUUCAGCGGGAGCAGCAGGUGAGCAUCCAGCCAAUGCAAUCAAUACUAAUGCUGCAGAUUGGCACAGUCAACUACAUGUCACCUGAGGCCAUCCAACGCAUGAACAACCAGAAGGUGCUCAAGCUGUCAUAUCCCAGCGACGUCUGGUCGCUUGGUUGCAUCCUGUAUCAGAUGAUCUACGGCAGCCCGCCCUUCCAUCACAUUACAGCUGGGCCCCUUGCCAAGAUGAACGCUAUUGCGGACCCCUCAUAUCGCAUAACGUAUCCCCCAACGGCCAUCGCAAAGACGUCGAGUUUACCGGGACAACCGUCGCCCACGUCCGUACCGGUCGUUGUACCCACGACAGCAAUCUCUACCAUGCGCAGCUGUCUGGCAUACAACAAGGACAACCGUUUAACGAUCCCGAAGCUACUCCAGCAUGACUUCUUAACACGAAAUGAACCCACCGUCCCAAGCCUCCCACCAAACUCGACUUCAAUAACAGAAAGUCAAAUGGCCAUGCUUGUCAACUUUGUUCUCCGCGAGAAUGGUCUGCCCACGUUAGCCGGUAAUGACCGGACGGCAGAGGAUCUGUUCUCUCAACUGCAGUCGCAAAACGCAUUGUCUCAAUCAUAGUAACGACGAAUCAACGGCACGGCACAACGACACGGCGUGGUCGCGAGUGCCAUUUAUAUUGCACUAUAGUAGCCUGUUCAUUGUACCCAAUGCAUACGGCGGUGAUUAGACA
Messenger RNA from Vanrija pseudolonga, 2509 nucleotides. RefSeq names its product Serine/threonine-protein kinase mph1. The transcript is spliced from 9 exons. NCBI's taxonomy places the organism in Eukaryota, Fungi, Basidiomycota, Tremellomycetes, Trichosporonales, Trichosporonaceae. Gene Ontology annotation, biological process: protein localization to kinetochore; peptidyl-serine phosphorylation; mitotic spindle assembly checkpoint signaling. Gene Ontology annotation, cellular component: nucleus; kinetochore. The coding region runs from base 1 to 2397 and encodes 798 amino acids. Gene Ontology annotation, molecular function: protein serine/threonine kinase activity; ATP binding; protein serine/threonine/tyrosine kinase activity. The record is from RefSeq and is a predicted model, not a curated record.